Cutaneotrichosporon cavernicola is the source of this 600-nucleotide messenger RNA. RefSeq lists its product as uncharacterized. The record is from RefSeq and is a predicted model, not a curated record. Lineage: Eukaryota; Fungi; Basidiomycota; Tremellomycetes; Trichosporonales; Trichosporonaceae. The transcript is spliced from 9 exons. Gene Ontology annotation, molecular function: translation elongation factor activity; RNA binding; ribosome binding. The coding region runs from base 1 to 600 and encodes 199 amino acids. Gene Ontology annotation, biological process: positive regulation of translational termination; translational elongation; positive regulation of translational elongation.
AUGUACCAAGCUGGUGCUCUGUUGGGUGGUCUGGGUGGCAGGCCCUUACCACGGUGGGUGAUUGGAUAUCAACCCCCAAGCCUUUUCCUUCAAUCGUCUCUUCUAAAAUCUACUCUUUCUAAGUCGUCUCCUCACCUAAAACAUCUUAUCAAAAAUGCCGGCGCCGGCGCCUCGAUGACCUUCCCGAUGCAGUGCUCGGGUCUUCGCAAGAACGGCCACGUUGUCAUCAAGGGUCGCCCCUGCAAGAUCGUCGACAUGUCGACCUCGAAGACCGGCAAGCACGGUCACGCCAAGGUCCACCUUGUUGCCAUUGACAUCUUCACUGGCAAGAAGCUUGAGGACAUCUCGCCCUCGACCCACAACAUGGACGUCCCCAACGUCCGCCGCACUGAGUACCAGCUCCUCGACAUCCAGGACGAGUUCAUGUCGCUCAUGGACGCCGACGGUGGCAUGAAGGACGACGUCAAGCUCCCCGACAGCGACCUCGGCAAUGAGAUCCAGAAGGCCUUUGACGACUCCAAGGACCUCAUGGUCACCAUUGUCGCCGCUAUGGGCGAGGAGCAGGCUAUCUCGUGGAAGGAGGCCCCCCAGGGCAACUAG